Molecule: messenger RNA, 2964 nt
Organism: Galeopterus variegatus (Sunda flying lemur)
Lineage: Eukaryota; Metazoa; Chordata; Mammalia; Dermoptera; Cynocephalidae
Gene: HOMEZ
Product: homeobox and leucine zipper encoding
Exons: 2
Coding region: 246-1823 (525 amino acids)
Biological process (GO): regulation of transcription by RNA polymerase II
Cellular component (GO): nucleus
Molecular function (GO): DNA binding; DNA-binding transcription factor activity, RNA polymerase II-specific
Source: RefSeq, a predicted model, not a curated record
CCUCAACACACGUACAGAACCUGGCCUUACUUCUGAAGCGGUGGCCUUUGGGAACGAAAGUUUUAAAAGAAACCGACCCUUCUGACUCCCAUACCCAGCCAUACUCAGAAAACCAACCAGGAAACUGAGAACCUGAGUCCUCAGAGGUUCCUGGUGUUGCGUCCUAAUCUAAGACUUCUAAACUGAAAGAAGACUCAAGCUGAGACCUGUCCGCUGUUUCUGAAGGGCACAAAUCAGAAAGCACCAUGCCUCCUAAUAAAGAGGCCAGCAGUCUUAAUAGCUCACCAGCGGGGCUCAUCUGCCUCCCUCCAAUCUCUGAGGAGCUACAGCUUGUGUGGACCCAAGCAGCCCAGACCAGUGAGCUAGAUGGCAAUGAGCACCUGCUACAAACCUUCAGCUACUUUCCCUAUCCCAGCCUAGCAGACAUUGCCCUUCUCUGCCUCCGUUAUGGGCUGCAGAUGGAGAAAGUAAAGACUUGGUUCAUGGCCCAGCGCCUCCGCUGUGGCAUUAGCUGGUCAUCUGAAGAAAUAGAAGAGACUCGAGCCCGAGUGGUCUACCAUCGGGACCAACUCCAUUUCAAAUCCCUUCUCUCUUUUACUCAUCAUGCAGGGCGGCCCCCAGAGGAGGUGCCUCCUUCUCCAAUGCCACCUCCAGAACAAGUUGGUCUUGGAAUAGGUCCUCUGUCUCCUAACGAGCCCACUCAGAUGAAAGGAUUGAAGGUAGAACCUGAGGAGUCCUCUCAGUUACCACCACUGCCACCAAGUCACCAGAAAGCAAAAGAGCCCCUGAUGACACCUCGCAGUGGAGCAUUCUCCCACCAAUCAGAUUUUUGGCAAGAUCUUCAAAGCAGUAGCCUCCCUAAGGAGCAGGCAGGAAGUGGUCUCAACCAGUCACAUGACAUAGGCACAGCUUCCUGGAACCAUUCUGCAGCUGUCCACCAGCCACGUGCUCGGGAUAAGCCCCCACCAGUCUCAUUACUAGCCAGUAGUUGUAAGGAGGAGUCAGCAUCUAGUAUGACUCCUUCGUCUUCCUCUACCUCUUCUUCCUCUUCCCAGGUACUGGCUAAUGGAGCUACUGCCACCUCUAAACACCCCCAGCCACUGGGCCAUAACCCACAGUCACUGUCACCCAGUGAACAGGCACUACCCACACAUGUGGAGCCAGCCAGGCCCCAUGGGCUACGGCAUAACUCAGCAUCAGGCAGGGUUGGCCCCAUGGAGUACCUUUCCUCAGAUACGCAACGCCAGCGAAAGACCAAGCGCAAAACCAAAGAGCAGCUGGCUAUCCUCAAAUCCUUUUUUUUACAGUGCCAAUGGGCACGGCGUGAGGAUUACCAUAAAUUAGAACAGAUCACUGGUUUACCUCGGCCUGAGAUCAUUCAGUGGUUUGGUGACACACGCUAUGCCUUGAAGCACGGGCAACUAAAAUGGUUUCGGGACAAUGCAGUACCUGGUGCCCCUAGUUUCCAGGACCCAGCAAUUCCCACACCACCACCACCAUCAACCCGCUCCUUGAAUGAAUGGGCUGAGAUACAAUCUCUGCCAAACCCCCCACCCCCACCAGAUAUACAACCCUUGGAGAGGUACUGGGCAACCCACCAACAGCUACGGGAAACUGAUAUCCCUCAACUGAGUAAGGCUUCAAGGCUUAGCACCCAGCAGGUACUGCACUGGUUUGACUCUCGAUUACCUGAGCCAGCUGAAGUAGUAGUUUGUCUAGAUGAAGAAGAGGAAGAGGAGGAGGAAGAACUGCCAGAAGAUGAGGAAGAAGAGGAGGAGGAGGAAGAUGAUGAUGAUGAUGAUGAUGUGAUCAUACAGGACUGAGUGGGGGGCUAUGGUAGGGGAGGUCUGUUUCUAAAAGAUAAACCAACUUAGUAACUUUAAACAAAAAAACCCAUUUUUAAAAUUACCUUGUGACAAAGAACUAAAAAGCUUUGUAUUCUUCAGGGUGGGUGACGAGGGGAUGUAGUGAGGGUGGACCAGGGAAGAUGACCAUAGGACAUGAAGGUUGGGAUCAGACUGACAGAAAUCCAGGUCCCUCACUUCAAUGUAGAGAGUGCUAAGGAUCUGGGCAAACUAAGGGCUGAGAAACAGCUCUUGCUCUCCUCAUGUCUACUGUUCUUUUCCCUUAGUGUACUAUAGAGGUGCCAGAUGUUGGCACCACAUCUAUAGGAAGACUGGGAAGGAGUAGUAAAGAAUUCUGAUUCAACUGAUGAUUCCAGUGCAUCCCCAAUCCCACCGUUUUCCCUGGAAUAUAAGGCAGCCUUGCACCCCUUCUUUUCUCUCUGAGCAUGAGUCUGAGUAUAAUGCAGCUAAGACUCUGUAUGUCCCAGUUUUGUCACAAAUACUUCCUCGUACCAGGUUGAUUUUAUGUGUUUCACCUGCAUCAUUAUUGAAUGACAGGUAGCAGAAUGUUUUCAUUUCUGAUACUGGGACCACUUUGCUGUGUACCAUUUUAUCUCUUUCCAAAAUCCCCACUCUGUUCACUAUCUGUCUCAGGGUAAAUUUUCCCCACAGAGCUAGAGAAAAAGUUUAAUAAUUGGGUGGAGAACAAUUUAGACUGGAUAUUUAUUGGAGGUGGGAUUUAGGGGAGACAUUAAAAUAGGAUUAUGUUACAGAGAGAUGGAGGAGAGGAAAUGGUUUCUUCUGAUCAAAGCACAGUGGAGGCAGGUGCCAGGUUUGGUUUUACAAACCUGAUACUACCUCCUGUCCAGCCUGACAGAGACUGAUUUUCUAUCUUUUUGGUGUUGGUUCAAUUUGUGUUCAGAAAAGAGACUUUUCCCUCUCUAUACGAUCUGUCUUGGUCUUUAAUUGAAUUAAAUAUUGAUGUUUUAGAAUGGUUUUCAUCAGUUGGGAUCAAAUAUACAGCAAAUAGAUAUCAAUGGGUUAACCAUCUAAAAGAGUGGAAGUCCCAAAUUGCUAGAAUAAUAAUAAAAAGGCCAAAAAUAAAAUCAUUUCUCUCUUC